AUGUCUACCUUUGCCCUCUUCAACUCUUUCCCCCCCGAAAUCCACAGUAUAAUCCUCGAACAAUGUCCCCCAAACGACCGUACCUGUCUCAGACUCACGUGUAAAUACCUCUAUACUCUCUCACCCCCCGAAUACCCCGUUUCCCUCGACUAUUCCCCUACCCCCGAAGUCUUCUGCUCAAAACCUGAAGUAUCGCAUAUUUCCCCUGGUGUUCACAAACCGUGGCGCUUUCCCAUCCGCAAAUGUGGAUUAGGAGCACAACUAUGCCAUGAUCGUUCCCUCCACUACAUAAACAUUCUCCGCGCGGCGGAAAAUCUUCCCCCUCUAACAAGAAAAAAAUGUCAAGAUCAUUAUUGGGGUGAUCACUGUGAAUGUUUCUCUCGCUCGAAGAUGCUGCAUAAACAAUUGCAGAAAUGGAUGCCGAAGGAUAUGAAAUAUUGUGGUACACAUGGCCGCAAGAAACAAUAUAAUCGCAAUUCUCAUAUCAAAUCGAAUCUGUGGACAAAUCAUAAGGGACGCGGUGGUUAUUAUCAUAAGUUGUGGAAGAAAGAAGAAAAUGGUUCAAGUAAAGUUUAUUUUUCUCUUUCUUCAUACUCCUCCUUCCUCUUCCCUACUUCCUCUCCCAACCACCAUCCCCUAACAACUUCCAAGCAACUCCGCCUUCGACAAACAUGGGAAGCUCGUCUCCGUCUCGGCAAGCGAGACUCCAAUCCGCUAAAUCUACGGAAAGAAUAA
Botrytis sinoallii is the source of this 735-nucleotide messenger RNA. RefSeq lists its product as uncharacterized. The coding region runs from base 1 to 735 and encodes 244 amino acids. The record is from RefSeq and is a predicted model, not a curated record. NCBI's taxonomy places the organism in Eukaryota, Fungi, Ascomycota, Leotiomycetes, Helotiales, Sclerotiniaceae. Gene Ontology annotation, molecular function: protein binding. The transcript is spliced from 4 exons.